AUGGUGGUUUAUUCCACACCAACGAAAGCAUCUCAAUCGAUGGAGAAACCACAUUCUUGUUUGAAACAUCAAUACCAACAGUCAAUGGAUAAAAGUCCCUUUCAAAUAGGCCAUAAGACAAGUCAAUCACAGGUGAGGUUUUCCUUACCGGUAAAAGAAUCAGACUCGGAAGAUACCGAGAGUAGAUACGAGGAAGAUGAGUACAAUCAAAACGUCGAUGGACAAUACUAUAGUGAAAGAGAAAAUUGCAGGAAUAGCAAGGACAUGUUACAGGCACAUUAUUUAGGUAAUGAGAGGAAUUCAUUAUCAGAUACUUACCAAUCUGGGUCUCCAAACAAGAUAGUGUAUCCUACUUCAGUUAGCAGUAAAGAAGAGCUGCCAACCUUCGUUGACUAUUCUAACAAGGUCAAUGUACCCGUUCCAAAAGAGCUUUGGGAGUGUCAUGUUGUUCAACAAAGCCAAAAUUCAAAAGAAUUAUUUGGAGGACAUAAUGUUACUCCUAAUGGCUCUCCUCGAAGGCCCCAUUCAAGAACUAAUUCGUUACAAUCAAUAAUUGUGGAAACAAUAGAAACUUACAAACCAAAACAAAAUACAGGAAAUGUAUUGAAUUUACAGGAUAAACCGAUAUUAUUUCCUGAUAACGAUAUGCAGUCAGAGUUGUAUAUCAGACCUGAUUCCCCGAUGAACAAGUAUGAAGUUCCAAUACCUUUGCAAAUACACCUACCUCCAUACCUGUCACCCACAAACGAACACAAAAAACGUAAUAGUUUAGUGUUCGAUGGAGAAGGGUAUUCCGUUUACCUAGGAGAUAAUUCAACAAACAACUCAGAUGUUUCACUAAAAGAUAUUAUUUCUGAUGAAGACGAUGAAAUAACAGACAUUUCUAUUCCAUCAGCGGAAAACAAUCUGUCUUUCACCAUUGAUGGCAAUGACGUAGACAGGAAAUUAGGUAUUGAUAGUGAUGCAAAUGUUGACCUGAAAAAACAAGUUAGAAACCUGAGGAAAUACGAUAUUCAGGGAUCCAAAAAAUCUAUUAGAAAAGAUAAACCACUUCCGUCCAUUGUCGUGAGUGAACAAGAAGAUACGAAGAUCAGAGAUAAGGCCACACCAAAAAAAAUUCUCGAAAACAACAUCAUCCUUGAUACUCCAGUGCAAAAACAUGGAAGAACGGAUAUUAAUGAAAUUCAUCCAGAAGUUAUAGAAAAAGAAAAUGUUUCUACAUCAGUAUCCAAAAAAGUUAGGGAGAGUAGUCAUAACAUCAGCAGUAAUAAAACUUCCGCCUUAAAUGGUAGGGAAAUAAAUGAUGUCAGUAAAAUUGCAUUGGAGAUACUGGCAACUCCGACUAAGGAAAUCACAAUACCGGAAAUUGACGAUAUCCCACGCUCAAGUACCAAAAAUGGAACUUUAGCAUUCUUUGACAGAUUACCAGAUAGUAAUAUUUAUGAAGAGUCCAAUAAUACAAAGAACCAUGGAAGUAAUGAGCUUAAUACGCAUUUCAAAUUUCCUUCAGUAGGAUCAAUAAAAAUGGAUGACAGUGAUUUUGUAAAAACAAACGAACGUUUAGACUCGAAUAUUGAUAAGAGAAGGGAAAAGCUAAGGCAGAGAGUUAAUAUCAAAGGACAUACCCAUACAAGAUCCAGAAGCAUUCAUACUGAUAUUGAUAUGACAGAAAUAAUGAAUUCUGUUCAUGAACCGUCAUUGAGGGCUACUAACAUAUCUUCGCCUCAUAUCCCCAAAAGGUCUCCUUUACGCCCUCCAAGUCAAUUAAGCUUACGGGAGAGUAAUUUCCACAAGAAUGAGACCCAUAUGCUACAAGCUGCUCAUAAUCUCAGUAGUGAUGCAGCUGGUAGAAGUAAUAAAUAUGUGGAAGCAGUUCAUAAUACAUCAUCUGACUAUAGUGACAAUGAUAACUUUAGUUUCGCCAACAGUUCAGAAAUAGUUCCACAGACUGAUGUUAUGGAGGGGCCUAAUGAUAAGGAAAAUUCCACAUCUUCAAAUAGCACCCAGCAUAAAAAAGACUUGGCUAUAUUAAAUGAUACAAAGACACAAACACCUUUCGUCCAUAAAGAAAGCAUUUUGAAUCCUAAUGAAAUAUUAAAAUCGCAGGUUGAGAUCUGUGAACCAAAACCACUUUCUACUAUAUACUCGUUCGCGAAUAGUGAUAAUGACUUACUGAAAAUCCCAACAUCACUGAUAUCGGAUAGCAAUGGUGUUAUCAACAGAAAAGGUUCUCUCCUCGAUCCGGCUACAAAGUUAUCCAAUCCUAUGAAGACUAGCAGCCAGUCAUCUUAUGAAUCUGAACUCUCAAAAUAUUCGUAUCCAAGUGUUUCGACAGCUCUUACAGAUCCAAUUGCAAUCGAAAUUCAAAGUAAACCACUCUACGAUAACCGCCAAUUAUAUGAGAAUCCGAAUAAAUUAACCCAGAAUAGUCUGAGACCAACAGAUAAUUUCAACUGUUCACCUGGAGAGCGUAGGAGAAAUUUAUCAGAUCCUAACAUCUCUGAAAAGGACAUUCAGAAGGAAUUCACAAUAGUUGAAGAACAUGAUGGCAAAAUGGUUGAAGUCAUUGUUUUAGAUGAUGAUGUACCCACUCAAAAUAUAUCCAAAGAACUUUAUUCGAAGAAAGCUAUUUCCAAAAGAAAAUCUCUCGAGAUUGUGGAUCUUUGCGAGAAGACAGCAGAAGAUCUGAAAGAUUUAAUUUACGAACUUACCACGGAGGAGCAAAAAAAAAACAUAAUACCUAAUUUGAAAUCACUCCCACCACUCCCAAGUCAAUUUCUUCGCGAACACAAAGUAGCUCACCAGAAGGAAAUGAACCUUGAAAAACAAAAACGCUACAUGGAAAGGCUCCAAGGAAUACGUCGAUGA
Messenger RNA from Kluyveromyces marxianus DMKU3-1042, 2868 nucleotides. RefSeq names its product Fir1p (gene FIR1). The record is from RefSeq and is a predicted model, not a curated record. The transcript has a single exon. Lineage: Eukaryota; Fungi; Ascomycota; Saccharomycetes; Saccharomycetales; Saccharomycetaceae. The coding region runs from base 1 to 2868 and encodes 955 amino acids.